Molecule: messenger RNA, 1755 nt
Organism: Effrenium voratum
Lineage: Eukaryota; Dinophyceae; Suessiales; Symbiodiniaceae
Source: the annotation of a GenBank genome assembly
AUGACGUUGAUGGUGGAUGUCACCAUGAACAGGCAAGGAAGACGUGUGCUUUUCAAGCACGGAUCGGUGCUGAAAACGGUCGUGCUGGCACUGCUGAUCGCACUGAUCGUUUUGCCGCUUCUCAGAACAGUCCUGUUCACAUUGCAGCCUGACACCAUCAAGGCGUGGUCGGACGUACUGACGGGACGCCUGUCGACCAACCUGUUCUACAAACCACUCGGCAACACGCUUCUGAUCGGCGUUGUGGUGGCAACGGGGUGUGUAUUUCUCGGCGGUUUUCUUGCCUGGCUCGUCGUCAUGACCAACGUGCCGUUCCGCAAGACGAUCGGCGUCAUGGCCACGCUGCCGUUCAUGAUUCCGUCCUUCGCGGCGGCUCUGGCCUGGGGGGCGCUCUUCCGCAAUGACCGGGUAGGAGGUCAGGUUGGCUGGCUCCAGGGCAUGGGCCUCGAUGUUCCGGACUGGUUGGCCUGGGGCAUAACGCCGACACUGAUCGUUUUGACGCUUCACUAUUUCAGCCUUGCGUUCACGAUCAUCGCCGCAGCACUUGCCACCGUGAACUCCGACCUUGUCGAAGCCGCACAGAUUGCAGGUGCCAAAGGAGGCCGGAUCCUGAUGGGCAUUAUUCUGCCGGUCACGACACCUGCCCUGGUCGCUGCCGGGUCGCUUUGCUUCGCCGGUGCGGUUUCGAACUUCGCGACCCCGGCGCUGCUUGGUUUGCCUGUUCGAAUGCAAACCUUGUCGACACGCCUGUUCGGCAUGAUCGAGGUCGGCCAAGUUGGACGUGGUUAUGUCAUCGGCAUUCUGCUCGUGCUCAUUUCCGGAGCCUUCCUCUGGGCAGGGAACCGGAUUGUGUCGGGGCGCAGGUCCUACGCUACAAUUACUGGCAAGGGAGGCCGCGCAAAACGUUUGGACCUGCGUGGUGCGCGUUGGCCGCUCUGCGCAUUGGCAAUGGUGGUUCUGGUCAGCUCCACCGUUCUGCCGGUCGUCAUUUUGUCCGCUUCAAGCUUCGCGCCAUCGUCCGCAAAUCUGUUUUCGAACUGGACGCUGCACUACUGGGUCGGUCUCAGCAGUCAGUCAAUCGCACAGGGCAUUCCCGGCAUUGUUCACAACGAAGAUAUCGUGCGUGCGCUAUCCGUCACCUUGGCCCUUGGGCUGGCCGUGGCACUUGCGGGCAUGUUCGUGGGGAUCUUGACGUCCUACACCACGGCGCGGUUUCGCAAAGGCUGGAUGUCGGCUGUCAUCACACAAGUCAGCUUUCUUCCGCUGCUGGUGCCCGGGAUCGCAUUUGGUGCUGCAUAUAUCGCCUAUCUGGGUGCCCCCAUCGGGCCGUUUCCGGCGCUCUAUGGAACUUUCGCGCUGCUCGUCAUCGCAGGGACUGCGUAUCUGCUGCCAUUUUCUGUGCAGACAGGGCGUGCCGUCAUCCAGCAAGUUGGCGGCGAACUGGAAGAAAGCGCGCGCCUUACCGGCGCAAGCUUUGCCCGCAGGUUGUCUGCCAUCACUGUACCGCUCGCGAUACGCGGCCUGACGGCAGGUGGCAUUCUGAUCUUCGUGAAAAUUAUCCGUGACCUGUCGCUGGUCGUUCUGCUCUUCACGCCAACGAUGCCGGUGUUGUCCGUUCUGGCCUAUCGCUAUGCGUCUGAAGGGUUCGGACAAUUUGCCAACGCGAUCACUGUCGUCAUCCUGUUCAUCUCUAUCGCAGCCUCGCUGAUCGCAAACUGGCUACAGGCCAGAUCGCAGCCCUGGCUGAAAAACUGA